Messenger RNA from Pectinophora gossypiella (pink bollworm), 7395 nucleotides. RefSeq lists its product as uncharacterized. The transcript is spliced from 13 exons. The record is from RefSeq and is a predicted model, not a curated record. Gene Ontology annotation, cellular component: intracellular membrane-bounded organelle. Bases 243 to 5039 code for a protein of 1598 amino acids. Gene Ontology annotation, biological process: autophagy. Gene Ontology annotation, molecular function: protein binding. NCBI's taxonomy places the organism in Eukaryota, Metazoa, Arthropoda, Insecta, Lepidoptera, Gelechiidae.
UAAUUUAACCACGACGAACUACUAAAAAUGCGGCGAAUAGGUAGUUUGUGUGUAAAUUAUCAUGUUAUUUACAACAAAAUACAGAACAUAUGAAAAACUUUAUUGAUUUCUUGUAAGUGAUCGCGGAUAUUAUCGUGUUCGUCGACAAUGUAACCUGUUGACAGUUUUCAAUAUGGCUCACUCCAAUCGUUUUGAUUCACUACAUAUUCUUUAAUAAAACAAUCACAUAAUCAACAAGGAGUAUGGAUCCAGUGAUAGACAAUGAAUGGCUCAACUGUAAGAAUGACCCCGUUGAUGAGGUGCCGAGUGUGGGGAAUGUGGCUCGGAGCUGGCAGUGGAGGGAGCGAGGCAUCAACCCACCUCACAGCCCCAGUAAUACAGCUGUACUCGAAAACAUUGCCGAAGACAUACUUGUGCAGAAACCUCUUUCAAUCAGGUGUUGUGACUUGCCAGGUUAUCCGAGAUCGACAUUCUUAAUGGUAUUCAGUCCCGAUGGGACAAAAGUGGCGUCGACACACGGCAACCAUAACGUGUAUGUGUCAGAGCUAGCUAGUGGCAAACAUGUGAGGAUAUUGAGAGGUCACCCGCGCACGCCGUGGUGCAUCGCUUUCCAUCCUUCACACACACAGCUCAUAGGGUCCGGCUGCCUCGGAGGACAAGUUCGUGUGUGGGACAUCAAUAGUGGUGGCAGUGAAACAUGGAAUGUCCAUAAGGAAACAGUGAUUGCUUCCAUCGCCUUCCACCCGCGGCUGCAGCUGCUGGUGAUAGCGACGUACAAUGAGCUCUACUUCUGGGAUUGGAGCCAGCCUACGCCAUUUACCAGAGUUUCCACCAACAAUAUCAAUGAGAAAGUCCGCUACGUAGCUUUCGACGCUUUGGGCUACAAACUGAUAACUGGGAUUUCACUAUGGGCGAACUCAGCGUCGAACGCUUCGGUACUCCAGCACAAUCCUACAAUAAACCCGAUGAAUAACCCAGGAAGUAGAAGAAAUGACGAAGACAGCAGUAGGAAUGCGGAUGCCCACGGGUCACCGCAGGACAUGAUCGUGAACUCGUACCAAAACUUGGUACAGAGAUAUGACAGUCUUGUUAGGAAUUAUCAGCGAUUGUUCAUGGUACGACACCGACUUACCAGCACGCCUCCUCCGCCGAAUACCAUCGAUCGCGGAACAGACCCGAUGGAGACAGACGUGUCGCCGACGUCGUCCGGAGUGACGCGCACGGCUCGCUCCACCGCAUCAUCCGCCCAAAACGACGAUGCAUCUCCAGGUCCCAGCACUUCUAGGAGAGCAGACGCAGCCGACAGCGGCGACGGCGAAGCGAACAGCAGUCGACUGCUCAACCUUGAUGUCUUAUCCUUCGAUUCUAACCCCUCUAGAAAUCAAGACUCAACACCGCAAGAACAUUCCAUAUUCGGAUCACGACCUUCGGCCUUUCAGCCGCUGCCAGAAGGGAGGCCUUUUUGGAACGCAGACCAACGCGAGCGCUCCACUAGACUUCUACCAAAUCCCUUCUCGUCUACGAACACCUCCCGGUCAAAUAGAACCACUUUGUCUGACAGCACGCAACAGCCGGACAAUACAGCGAAUACUGCUCGCACAAGCAUAUUUACAUCGUCACGACCAGAAUCAACGCUAGGCCGAGCGUUUUUAGAACGUCGACGGAAUUCCACCCCUGGCCAAAACUCGGCUAGAACCCAGAACACUUCAGCUUCCACUAAUAAUGCUUCUCCGAGACGCAGUAACGCUUCUCCGGGUUCGCGACGCGUUUCUAAUACUGAAAUGAGCACGCCUUCCCCACAACGUACGCCUGGGUCUGGAACCAGAUCCCAAAGACCUACCAUGACUAACUCAUCGACACAGAUGAGCCCUUUAACUGGACCUGUUGAUGCACAGACGAUAAACGAAAGUCUCGAUUUGAUCCGUGACAUUUUAAGAGAUUCUGGGACUAGGUUAUUGAACUUGAUUACAAAUAUGUCAUGGUCGACUUUAGCUAGUGUGGAGCGUAGUAUGCCACGACGUGGGACGUCUAGGACUCAGUCGGACGACAGUGAAAGCGGCGGACGUCCACGCGGUCUUAGACCUCGAAUUCGUCUGCUGUCCCCGCGCUCCACCCUACGACAUGAUAUUCUCUCGUCCACUUCAGAUUCCGAUAGUGACUCCCUAGAAGUUAACAUAUUCCGCACUAGAAACUCCACAUUUGAAGAUGUAGAGACCCAGGAUACUGAACGCAACAGAAAUGAGGAUAAUGUCCCUAAUCCUACCAAUAGAAUGGUAUUCGAGCUGAAUGACGGCCCACGAAAUGAAAGCAGUCCUCCAGAACCUGGUAGAAUUAAUGUCACUCUGGUAAAUGACAGAUUUCGCGUGCGAACGCAGAGCCAGGGGACCGAGGAUACUGAGCCGGCUAAUAGAGAAGGUGACGCAGGAACGGCUACUGAACCGGCACCGGGUCCAUCCAACUCGAAUCCAAGGCCCUCCACGAGUAGGGAAAACUUCUGGGCAGGAGGCGCCGCUAUGUCUUCUGACGAGGCAUAUCGUAAAGUAAAAGGUGGCGUCAACGCUUUACAAAAACACACUGUACAACUAACGAACUUAUGGUUACGUGGCAACCGCGUUACUAUGCGAGAACUCCGCAAUAUGUGGGAAAAUUUACGUCGACGUAUUCUAAUGUUACACAGAGAAACUGGAAGACAAGACGGAAAUUCUAUGCCAAGUCAUUAUACUCGAUCGCUUUUAGAGAGAUGUAUGAUGUUAACUAACAUGAAUGAAAGCGCUCGUACCACAGCUCUACGCAGAAGUGGCGGCAGAAGUGAAGGCGGUGACAGAAAUCCAGAGGAGAAUGCUAAUGCUACGACGAGUAAUGAUAAUACGAGCAAUUCUAAUAUAACGGAGGGUGAAGUUAACCCUUCAGCGGAUAGUGUAGGCGAGAAUCGUCCGAUUCCAGGACGUUCCGCCUUCGGGCGUUCAUCUUCGAAUGUUAGGUCGUCCCCAUCGCUCAGGAGAAGACUGUCAGCAAGGUGGCGGCCAGAAGAUGAGUUGCGGAGGAGAGCACGGAACCCUCUUCCUAACCGGUUUACACCAAGAACUAACAGAUCUCGGCGCGACUUUGUGCGAGCUAUCGAAAUUAGCGCUACCAGACACGAGAUACGAAUGCGAGCCAUGCAGGUCUUAUCUGUAAUGUUCAAUAUGAUGAUGAUGUGCUUGGAAGAGCGAGGACUUAGUCAGCUUAUCAUAAGCAUGUUGCGAACUCUGAAGAAAGCGUUAGCUUUGACUUGUUUAAUGUUGAUGAUGAACAGGAAUAGUAACCGUCAAGCGAGCAACGCUCCCGCACCAAACACCACGCAACGUGGCGACCAAAUUGUCGUUCGCAUACAAAACGUGGACCAUGCUGGCCCUGUCAACGUUGAUGGACCGGAUGAACCAACAAGUCAAUCUAGAACUGUUCAAGCAACGGAACAAAUCGGCUCUAUGGAAAAUGUAGAUACUGAAAAUAAAGCAACUCCCAGUGAUAAUGCUCCUGCUACGGAAUCUACACCUGCAACGAAAAAUAACCGAGAAUCACCUACACCGUCGACAUCCACUGGCACUGCCAAUCAGAGAUGGAGUAACCGCCUUGCGGUACAAAUAGCCGCUGCUAACAGAAAUACUUCCCUCACCGCGAGAACUAGAAGAGAGUUAUAUUUGGAAAGUAAAAGACAAAAAGCUUUACACAGAACCAAUCCGAAUGCUCAUCCUAUUACCAAGAAGAGAGUGCUGCCUCCUGUUUCUAACCAUAGGAUACCAGCGUUGAGACUGUUACCGAGUAAACUGCGGUUGCCGCGGGCCAGUACGCCUAGAAACGAGCAGCGAAUGGAUGAACCGGUCGCAGGACCGUCAGGCGUACAGCCGCCACCUUCCGUUGACAACUUCCAACAGGAAGCCAGAGAUGAUAUGCUAAACGAAUUUGAACACAGAGUCAACCUUAUAAGGUUGGCCCAUUUACAAGCUGUUCGUUUGAGAAACGCAGCAAGGACUCGGUUCAGACGCUUGCAGACGAUACGUUUGUACACUCCGUCGUCUGUGAGAGAAAUGUUUUCGCUGCAAUCAAAUAAUGGGGACAAUUCGCCGGGGAGUCGUUCACCGCUGCAGAACGGACCGGAGUUGGGGAAUCGUCGUACUUUUGCGGCGUACCGGCCUCAUAUACUGACGCCUCGUAGCGACGCGAGUGGUAGGCCUCAGGAGGACCCGGGCCACUUCCAUACUGUGCUGAAUAAUGUUGCCAUGCCCCUGAUGCAGGUCAAUGACCUGCCCGCCAACAGUGCGGAAGCUCAGAGCGCGCAACCACAGCGUCUGCCGAGGAUCCACGAAUACUUGCAACCUAUCAUUUUGGCUCAGAACGCGAUGGUAGUAGACGACGAGGCUAACGGUGGUGGUGCGGGGGGCGCGGGCGGCGCGGCGCGGCGGCUCACGGCCGGCAUGGCGGGGCUGCUGGACGCCGGCAUCAUCUCCGACACGCUGCCGGCGCCCUCGCACCGCGUGCAGGCCUGGGACUUCCACUGCGGAGACACGCCCGACAUCGCUGACAGUACAAAGAACGUGGUAGUGCAGCGUUGCCGGAUCCACAACGACGCUAGUAUCGACAUAUCCAAAGACGGGAGGUUGUUGGUGGCCCUGCUGCCAGUGCCGCGUCUAAGAAAUAGUAACCAUUGGCUUGGCGUGUAUUCGUUGGAGUGGGCCCGCCUAGGACAGUGCCUGCACACAGCAGUGUUGGAACAAUCUGCGGUAUCGGUGGCUCUGUCACCCACCGCGCGUCACCUCGCCGUCGGCCUCGGCUCGCGGCGGUUCACCUCCACGCCACAUGCCAGGAAUAAUGUGUUUGCGCUUCUGUAUCGACUGGAGCCACUAGAGAGCUCAAGCCGGACGGGUCUUUCGCCGAUCAGGGAACUGGAACAGAACUGGGAGCAAGGGUUCACAAGCCUGAACUGCCUGCGGUGGGCGCCGCAACCUGGACAAGGACUUGUCUACGCCAACAAUACGGGACAACUCAUCGUCAUGACUUAAGUACGUCAAUAAACAACUGACCCACGGCACAAGACCAUUAUAGACAUAGUAAAGGGAGAACGGUAGGUACACACAUUUGAGCUGCGUGUGCACUUGGCGGCAUCGGGGCGUAUUAAACGUCAGUAUCUACGGAUUGCUAUGACAAAUUCUGAGGCGUGGAUUUGAUAAUCUAAUGAACGCAGUUUUAUAUGAAUCAAUACGAAGCAGGCUUACGUAACGUGCGUUCGGUUAGCGCGCUCUCGAGGACUUGUACUGUCCGGUGGCACAACUAUAUAAAUUACCGCGUCGAUUUUGUUCAUACGCAACCCAGACGCUUAAGUGAAAGUAACCCUCUGUUCUACUUGGACUAUGCCAGUCCCACGACUGAUAUGCUACUUAUGAACUGACCGGAAUGUCAUAUCUCAAAAAUAAUAACUUCACAAUUGACUGAAAAGAGAAGACUAGCUUUUCCGCUUGCAAAAUACAGUGUUUCAUAACGAGACCAGUAUCUAAUGCAGUGUCGCAAAUAAAAUGUACAUAUUUAAAAAAAUAUUUAGAAUUAAAUAGCUAUGAUAGGGUGUUCCAUUUACUAGUAUAAUUAAUUAAUAAAGUGUUCCAUGGAUAGAGAGAAUAUUAAUCGUUGACAGUUAAAGUUAUAAUAGUAAUUUGAACAUCCCCGCUAUAUUUACACACAUCUGCUUGUCUAUAUUAAUAUAUAUCUAUGCAUAUACCAUUUUAAUCAUAGACAUUGCCUUAACUUUAGGCAUUUACACCGAGGUUUAAUAUUCAAACUAAUAUAGUUCUUAAAAUAUAAUGUUACUGAUCUCCCUUGCAAUAAACUUGUUUCAAUUUGAACAUAUUCGUAAAAUCAUGUCGUGUUAUUUCGAGUCUAAACUGCUUUUAUAUAAAGCCCAAAAAUUAAAUAAAAAUUUGAAUUGUGAUUAAGUAAAAGUGGGAAGUUACGCCCUAAGAAUAUACAUUAGAAAAAACGUAUAAUGCAGUAGCUCCAACACACUUUAGGCUAGUCAACCAAAUUCCUAGUUGAAACACUUUUAAACUAAUUAUUUGUGUACCAAUGUGGUUUUAUUUUUAUUUCGACGCGAAUUUCUACUUUUAACCGCCUGAUCUACGAUUUUCCCACAUUUGCUUUGUGUAAAAUUAGUAAUAUAUUUAGUGAUAAUUAAUUAAAUAUUUAUUGUUAACUGGUUCAGGGCCACAGCAACAAUGUUUACACAUUUUCGCCAGCCUUCCUGAGUAUUGUUCUAAUUGUUCUAAAGUCAAAUAUGUUCAUUGCAUAUUAUGUAUUCAAAAUUUUCUUUCAGCUUUCGAUCAAUUUUAAUUUACGCAAUAAGUAGGUAUAUUUCUUUAAAAUAUACCGACAAAUGUGAGCCUCCGUUUUUUGUCAACCAUCGAUAUUUUCAUUGUACUUUAAUGACCGAAAUGUCAAAAUAGAGUGGCUAACAUCCGCAAAGUACUUAUAUAUCGGUGUAUCGAAUCCUCACGAAGGCAGGUCAACAUGAAUAGAAACUUCGAUUUCCUCGUGUAGUUCUUCCAUUAUGUUUUAAAAAAUACUAUUUAUGAGUUUUAAGUUUUGGUUGAUUUUUGCUUUUUGUUAUUAUGUUGAAGGCAAAAUGAGCCCGCCCUUAUAAUAUUGAGUUCAGUUCUAUAAAUCUUAUUUAUUUUGUAAUUAACAGUAAGUUGAUAACUGAUUUAAUGUAAUUCUAUUAAAUCAUUUAGGCGUAGAUUUAACAGUGAAAUCGUUGUGUUAAAUUAAAUAGACUGAUUGUUUCAUCCAGGGUAUGUUAGGUUUGCCCUCAAGAAUGUAAAACUAUCCUAAGAAGGAUUUCCUUUCUCAUAUAACCAGUACUAGCAGGUUUUUCACUUCCGUCAAUUUUAGCCUUAAUAAGGGUGGGUUUUCACUAUACGAGUACUCUGGGAUCGAGCGCCCUCGGAUAACUACUCGGUCCACUUUGAUUGGAUGACGAUGUCUGAGUGCGCUCACAUCAUGUGUUUACUCGUUACAAGUACCGACUCUGUAGAUAUCCGAGCGCGCUCGGGCCGAGUGUACUCGUGUAGUGAACACCCAGCUUGAAAAUAUUUUCUUAUCUAUCUAUUCCCGUCCUUUUCACUCUAAUUAGUGUUUCCAUAUGAAACUUAACACUUCGUAACUUAUGACUAUCACACGCGAGUCGACUUUGGCUCGUGCGCUCUAUUUUUUUUUAUUUUUGUAAAAUGUUUACCCUACUUUAUCAGUAAGCCAAUAUUAGUCCUUCUUCGGAUAGUUAGUGAGAGAUUACAAAAUGUACAGAUUACGAAUAAGAAGAGGUGUACAAUGGAUUACACUAUGCUUGUCUUUCAAAUAAAAAUCUUAAUUGUA